This is a messenger RNA of Aspergillus affinis, 1455 nucleotides long. RefSeq names its product ERG4/ERG24 ergosterol biosynthesis protein. The transcript has 2 exons. Bases 1 to 1455 code for a protein of 484 amino acids. Gene Ontology annotation, cellular component: endoplasmic reticulum membrane. Gene Ontology annotation, biological process: ergosterol biosynthetic process. NCBI's taxonomy places the organism in Eukaryota, Fungi, Ascomycota, Eurotiomycetes, Eurotiales, Aspergillaceae. Gene Ontology annotation, molecular function: Delta24(24-1) sterol reductase activity. The record is from RefSeq and is a predicted model, not a curated record.
AUGGCUCAAGGCCGAGAGGCUGUUGAAAAAUUGAAAUCUAGCGUGAAUGGUCACUCUACUGGGAGUGUUGAAGACUUCGCCAAUGAACACAUCACCGGAGGCUGGAGACCCGGCAUGGAUCCAAAGGUCGACUAUUCGGGCCAUUUCGAGUUCGGUGGCUCCUUGGGAAACCUCGCUGCGAUGAUCGGGUUUCCUUUAUUGAUGUAUUACAUGUGGACUGGAGCUACCUUUUAUGACGGACAUCUGCCGCUUCCAGAAGAGGGUCAAUCUUGGGCUGCUUUCGCAGGACAUCUAUUCGAUCUGGCCUAUGACUACGCGUUUCCUAGUCUUAGGGCAUGGAAGAUUUACUGGGUCUAUUAUAUCUUUGAAGCAGUCUGCUACAUCCUCAUGCCUGGCUUCACCUGCUACGGAAAACCCUUACUACACGAGGGUGGUAAGCAGCUGAAAUACCACUGCUCGGCCUUUACCAGUUUCUACCUCACUAUUGUGGUCAUGGCUGUGUUGCACGUCACCAAACUCUUCCCGAUCUAUACCUUUCUCGAUCUAUUCGGGCCUAUCAUGUCCGUUGCAAUCAUUUCUGGCUUCCUUGUCAGCUUCGUCGCGUAUUUUUCCGCCUUCGCGCGUGGCGCCCAGCACCGCAUAACCGGUUACCCGAUCUACGACUUCUUCAUGGGUGCUGAGCUGAAUCCCCGACUAUUCGGCAUCCUUGACUUCAAGAUGUUCUACGAGGUGCGCAUCCCAUGGUUCAUCAUGUUCGGGCUCAGCAGCGCCGCAGCGGCCCGCCAAUACGAACAGUACGGCUACGUCUCCGGCGAGGUCCUCUUCAUGGUCAUGGCGUAUUUCCUAUAUGCCAACGCCUGCGCCAAGGCCGAGCACUUGAUCACUACGACCUGGGACAUGUAUCAGGAGAAAAUGGGGUUCAUGCUCAUUUUCUGGAACAUGGCAGGCGUGCCGAUGUCAUACUGCCAUGCUGUCUUGUACCUCGCGAACCGUGACCCCGCUACCUAUGCGUGGAACAAAUACGCUCUAACAGCUCUCUUUAUUUCGUACCUAUUUGUCUACUAUGCCUGGGACACAGCGAACAGUCAAAAGAACUCCUUUAGAAUGAUGGAGCGCGGCACGUUCGUGAAGCGCAAAACGUUCCCGCAACUUCCCUGGCAGGAGGUCAAGUGCCCCAGGUUCAUUCCUACCAAGACGGGUGACAAAAUCCUAGUGGAUGGAUGGUAUGGUUUGGCGCGCAAGGUGCAUUAUACGUGUGAUAUGUUCUUUGCGUUUUCGUGGGGGCUUAUAACGGGGUUCGACAGCCCGUUCCCUUGGUUUUAUCCGGUAUUCUUCACUGUGGUGAUUAUGCAUCGAGCAAACAGAGAUAUCAAUAAGUGUCGGAGAAAGUAUGGAGAUGCAUGGAAGGAGUACGAGAAGCAGGUGCCAUAUCUCUUUAUUCCGUAUGUCAUUUAA